Messenger RNA from Echinostoma caproni, 387 nucleotides. Lineage: Eukaryota; Metazoa; Platyhelminthes; Trematoda; Plagiorchiida; Echinostomatidae. The record is from the annotation of a GenBank genome assembly.
AUGGCGACGGAAGAAUCGGAAAUUUCAAUGCAUUCUUCGGCAGAUCAAUUCCAACUCCUGUUAAUGCAGCAACAGAAACAGAUGGAGGCUCAACUGAAACUAAUUGAAUCACUGACGCAGCGGCUCAACCUGCAAACAACAGAAUCAGUUUCACGUGAAAUCUCCUCUAGCGCUACCGAAAUGCUUGCAAAUUCCAUCACUGAAUUAAGCUAUGAUCCUGAAACUGGUCACAUAUUUGAAGCGUGCUUCAAACGUUGGGAAGAUGUGUUCCGAAUAGAUUUCAUUUGUGAAGAUGAUGCAUGGAAAGUGCGCCUACGGUCCGAAAACUUGGAACUACUGAACACUCCAGAUUUGUUGACCAAAACAACUAAGAGAUUUGAAAUUUGA